Varroa destructor (honeybee mite) is the source of this 1376-nucleotide messenger RNA. RefSeq lists its product as uncharacterized. Gene Ontology annotation, cellular component: chitin-based extracellular matrix. Lineage: Eukaryota; Metazoa; Arthropoda; Arachnida; Mesostigmata; Varroidae. The record is from RefSeq and is a predicted model, not a curated record. Gene Ontology annotation, molecular function: structural constituent of chitin-based larval cuticle.
UACGGUGGACCCCGAAAUCAAUAUGGGCGUGCGCUGUCGAGUUGCUCCAUGAUACGAGGGUCUUUCGCGAGGGCGUCAAGGCCAGGCGAGAUCCACUAAAAAGCUGGCGAUAUCUGGUAACAUCUAGCACUUGGCAUUUGGGAUGCGCAGUGUACGAGAAGCUAUCUGUUGUUAAGCUGAUACAUCGAUACCUGCUCAUUUGUCUGUCCCUCAACUUUAUUGAAUUUCCAGUACAGUCAGCAGCUUUACCUUCGUUUUUAUUUUUCUGGAAGGAGAUAUUUGCUGACAGAUACACAAUGCGUGUCCUUUUCGUGUUCGUCAUCACCGCCAUGGCAGCUUGGGCUCAGAUCACCACGAUCGCCGUCCCCGCGACCCAAGUAGUUACUCCCGUAAGUCGGGUUACUCAAGUGGCAGCAGUACCCGUGCCUGUACAGAUUGCCCACGUCUCAACAGCACCAGUGCAGGUCUCCCACGUUCCCGUGGCCGUUCCAGUAGUCGCAGCGCAUGCCAAAUUUGCAUACCCCCCUCAGCCUUAUCAUUUUGCCUACACAACCGUCACCGAGGAGGGUGCUCACAGCCACGAAGAAACAGCUGACGGGGCCAAUCGCCGCCAGGGCUCGUACACGAUCAACAUUGCUGAUGGACGUCGGCGAAUAGUCAAAUAUGUUGCCGACGAGGGCGGCUUUCGAGCUGCUAUUGAAACGAAUGAAUUGGGUACCGAGUCCAACUCGCCUGCUGACGUUUUCUUUCACUCCACUGCCCCUACGGGCCCAGAAGCCGCUAUCAUGGCAGAAGCAUACCCCUCUCGAAGUGUCACCGGAUUCCCCUACUAUCGCAAAGCUUCUGCAGCCGCUUGAAAAGUCUCGUAGACAAUGAAAGAAAUUCUGAGAACGAAAGUUAGUUAAGAAAUGGAGUUACGCCUGGAACCCCCUUCGGCAUCAUUGGGUCAUGACCCCGAACCAUAUCUCCAAGUUGUCGGGAAAACGGGAGCUAGAGAUAUUGAAACGGCGAAUGUACAAAUUACAGAAAUUGCCAGUGAGUGUAAUGAUGAAGCGACACCUUUUCGGUUUAGCUUUUGACGAUCUCGUACGACAGAUUCGACAUGUAAAGACUUUUUCACAAGGUUGUAUAGCUAGUCGUAUGAGAUAGUGACAAUUAUGCAUAUUACAUUGUUCAGUUUCCGUAUGUAUGGCUAAUUUCUAUUUUUCGGAUAUAAGUCGGAAGGGAAACAAACGACAGAAAAGAAGCUUGCAUCAUAAAAAGUCACUUUGUAAAAAGUAUUCAAUGAAUCAUCUAAGUUUACCGUUAGAGGUAAACUUGCGGGAGAAGUGCAACACAAAUAGACCGGCCGUGACGAGCUAACAAUCCUAAGAUUU